Folsomia candida is the source of this 6735-nucleotide messenger RNA. It is a transcript of the gene dac, whose product is annotated as dachshund homolog 1. Bases 1085 to 3124 code for a protein of 679 amino acids. The record is from RefSeq and is a predicted model, not a curated record. The transcript is spliced from 9 exons. Lineage: Eukaryota; Metazoa; Arthropoda; Collembola; Entomobryomorpha; Isotomidae.
CGGAAUUCUGGUGCUGGAAUGGAUGGAGUGGAUGGAGGAGCAGUUUAAGAGAGGAGAGGACAGAUCAGUCAAGAAUCCGCCUUCAAUUGUGAUGUGUAAUUUUCAACUUUUUGUCAUCGCUUUUUUGGUGUUGUUCUCAGUGUGCUUCACCAAUGGAGCUAAAUCGAGGCGUUACGAGGAGGAAAACGAACCAAUGAGUCUUCGGGUUGCGCAGCAAAGGAUUUGACUUCACUCACAGAUCUCAUUCCAGUCCAAUUCAACUCCAAUUCGAUUGUUGUUCCUUUGUUCGUACUCCACACUCCUCGAUCCUCUCGCCGUACCCACACCACCACCACCACCACCACCGACGACGACGACGACGACGAAGGAAACCUCUGCCCAGGCCCUUUCGAAUCACCACUUCAACCCUUCGCCUCCUCCACGGCAACAUUUACUCUCGAACUCUUCCUUGCACCCUCUCCUCUUAUCUUUCCAGAAACAUUCUCUUGUCUCCCAUCCAACCACUCGACGCAAUUUACUUACUCUCCGGCACACGCACUUCCAUACAACUUCCGGUGUCCGAACCAGUGAUAUUUAUCCGCUAAUACUUUUGCGACAAGAGAACAACUCUUUUUAAAACCCAACCCCUGUCAAAAACCAAGCAACAAACGGUGUCCGGUGUGUAUACAUAUGUGAAUCAUGUGCUCGUUCUGCAGGUGAUAGAAGGAGAGGAAAAAACUAGUAAAUCCUGUUGAUCAGUGGUCAGUUACUGGUGAGAAAGAGUGCAAGGAUAUUAUUACGAUUGUAUCAAAGUGCCCCAAUUUCGUAACAUUUGUAGCUACGUGAAAACGUGAGUAGGGGUGAGAAAGAGAUUUUCCAAGAUUUCCGAGUUUCACUUCUACCCUUGGUGGUCGUCUCAUAAGAGAACUUAUUCUUGUUCCAAACAAUUUGCUGGCUAGUUUUUGCCAUCGUGCGUGACAGAUAUUUUGAGACUUGUGUGUGACAUACUCAUCAUCAUUCGUUGCCUCAUUGAAGUUAGUUGUCCUGUCCAGUGCGUGGUGAAGGGGACAGUGACACCACGAGGACCCACCACGAGAAAAGUUCAAUGUUGAUGAAAAUAGACCAAAUGGAGUCAGGAGGGUCGAGUGGAGAAGAUGUGACAUCUCCAACCUCCCGAGGCUCACUUUCUCCCCUCCCCCUCAACCGGGGGUCGUCGAUGAAACAGCCCUACAGUCCCCCCAUGGACAGAGGGUCCCCCCUCUGUCCGCCCAAAUCUCUCGCUGCACAACACAUGAUGAACUCAAUUGUUGUCUCCUCCGCCAAAAAUAUGACGCCUGGAAUUCUCGCCAGUCUCAACGCCCUUAACGCCAUGAGCACCGCUGCCGCAGCCGCCUCCUUUCACCACCACGACUUUGGGGGGAACAAUUCCUACGGGGACAGAGGCUUAGAUCGCCACCCGUACGGCAGCCCACCCGCCCCCAUGGCUCCGACGAAUGACCCCAGUGCAAACGAGUGCAAAUUGGUGGAGUACAGGGGUCAAAAGGUUGCCGCCUUCGUUAUCAAUGGGGACACGAUGCUCUGUCUACCGCAAGCAUUCGAACUGUUUUUAAAGCAUUUGGUUGGAGGGUUGCACACAGUGUACACCAAAUUGAAAAGACUGGACAUUGUCCCAUUAGUUUGCAAUGUGGAGCAGGUUCGGAUCCUCAGAGGACUUGGGGCCAUUCAACCCGGUGUCAAUAGAUGCAAACUCCUCUCGUGCAAAGACUUUGAUAUUCUCUACAAAGACUGCACCACAGCCAGUUCCAGGCCAGGUCGGCCACCGAAGCGGACUUCAGUGCCACUAGUUCCCAUUUCACAACACGGCGGACAGUUCCUGUCGAUGAAGAAGCACCGGCUAGAAAACGGCGAUUAUGAUUAUCCCCACCACCACGGCCAUCACAACCCUGCUGAUUUGAUGUCGCUGGAGAAAUCUCCCUUGUUGGCGAAUGGGUACAACCACCCCCCAACCCAACUCCCACCGAUGCAUCUCCUCCCCUCCUUGGCUGGCCAGUCGGCCGCUGCGUUGGCAGCUCAUGCGGCGUUGUUCUCGCCCUCUGGUCUCCCCAUGCCGCCAGGACACCACCCUCGGGAUGGGCGCUCUGGCCCCAUGCAAACACUCGACGCCGUGGCUGCCAGGAACGCCACCUGGGAGACUUGCAGAUCUGCAUAUGAAGACUUUGUCAAACAGUUCGAAAGCAGGUAUCAGGAAGACUGUAGCGAUUCGGAAAAGUCAUCCCCAAGGUCUCCAACCCAUGAAGCAGGAAGUGGAGAAGGGUUAAUUCGAAAUGGCAAUGCAGGCGGAUCUCCUGUGUUAAACCUAUCCAAAAAUAUGCCGGAAGAUGUAUCAGAUAGCGACGAGAAUGCUGCGGACGGUGACUACGACAGUGACAACGAACCCCCAAAUGGAAAUGGGGUUUCAUCCGACACUGGGCUGUACGAUUACGGGGAACGGUCACACUCUCGAAAGUCCUCACAGCCAAAUGAGCUAAAGAGCCCUUCGGAGGAGAGUGGACCUCCUCAUCACCAACAACACCACCACCAUCAUCACGACCCCCUCAAUGCGUCCCCAUUCACUGAGGUCUCCGCAGCCGAGGCUGCCAUUUCCUCAACGGAAAAUCUUCUCCGAAACAUCCAAGGACUUCUCAAAGUAGCGGCGGAAAAUGCAAAGCAACAGGAAAGGCGAAUCAGUCUGGAGAAAGCCGAGUUCAAGAUGGAAAUAAUGCGAGAACGAGAGUUGAGAGUUCAGCUCGAAAAGCAACUGGUUGACGAACGGAAUCUCAGAACAUAUUUUGAGCGGCGUUGGAAGAAGGAACGCCGGAUGCGAAAGAGACUGGAAGGUGAUCAGUGCUCCUCGAUGAGUCGCAGUACAGAAUCUCACUCUCCGUACUCCCAAAAUCAGCACAACAACUCACAUCAGCAACAAGUCUCACCGUUGAUGUCGUCACGAGGAGGAGGUGGAGAGCACAGACAUGAGAAGGCCGAUCAGCAGCAAUCUUCUGGUGGUGGGGACAAGUGUCCCCCAGCGAGUGACCCCUCCGGAGGAGGAAAGUCGACUCCGUGUACGAAUGGCAGCACCUCUCUCAAAGGGGAGUCCAGUGAUAGGUAAUUAUUCACCUUUUGGAGGAGGUUCAAUCAAGAAACAGGCAACAACAGUCAGCUCCAAAGAAAAAAAUAAAUAAAUCUACGUGGACGACGACAGAUCUCUCUCUCUCUUCUCUCUCAUACACAAAAUAUGUUUGUGCAGUCUGCGCUUCUUCUUCGAAAUAACGACGACUAGUGCUAUAUGAAUGAUAUAAAGUAAUUUUAAAUGGUAGCGAAACUUACUUGCAAUGAAAAAUGUUGGCAACUCGACUGAAUUAAUGUUCUUUUAUGCGUUUUUUUCAAGGUUAUUGGGCGAUGAACAGUCCUCGUUUGCUUUUCCUUGCAUUUGUAGCUACACAAUUUGAGAAAAUAGAUAAUAUUUUAUUCGGUGUAAGGAUUACACAUUUAAAACUACUGCUUGAAACGAAGUGUUUGUUUGUGGAGGCUCGUAAAUUGAAAAGGAGAUCUGUGCGGUGGGGGAGUGUGGAAGUGGAUGAUGUUCCAAUAAUCCCGAAAUGUUUGUUUAAAACAGGGCCAUCAAUAUCAGAUCGUCACACAGUUGGAUGCGUAUGUAUUUUCGUAUUUGUGUGCAUUGCAACACACAAAUUUUGGGGUGACAUUGGGUCAACUCAUCGUGCUCAUUCACCAUGAUCUUCUCGAUGAUGUUCCGGAACGCAUCUCUCUCUUUCUAUGCGGAGCAUAAUGUUUAUAAACAAACAUGUCUAACAACACUGCAAAGCACAUAAUAUUCCUGAAUUCGUAUGUUUAUUUGUUUGUGGAGGAUGGAUGGAAUUCUAAUACCUUGUGCACACUCAAAUGCACAACUUUCAGCUUAAUGAGUGCCAUUAGACGACUCGGUAAUCGUUUCCUUUAAUGCAGCCUUCAUUCAUUCAUCAUCAGUGAAUACAUAGAUAUUUGCUGCGGAUUGCUUACUUGUAAUCUACGAUGCAUAACAUGUAGUACGACAGCUGGACUUUUAAUCUUUCACUUCAUACAUUUUAAUUCGUUCUAUAACUGUCGAAGGCUUGAAUUUGUCAAAUUUCGCAAUUUUUGCAAUCUAAUUCAAUCAACUUGCUUGCUUAAUAGGCACGCACACAAAUGUGUACCUAUUUAGAUACGAAUUCCCAACUUUCACCCAAACCCCACAGAACAGAUCACAUUUCGGCUGUAACUUUUACUCGAUUGUUUGAGCCCGUUCUGCCUCCUGUCGCACAAAGGAGUGACUAAAAGAAGAGUAACUACAGGAGAAAGUUUAGGCGUUGGCUUCUUUCUCCGGGUGGGAUAUUGAUCAUCAUCACUUUCAUAAAUGCCGUAUUCUCAUUUUCAUGCCAUUCGUAUGAAAUCGGCUCCUUUUAUUUAACUUUUGCACACAUUCAUUCAUUCACGAGAGUUGCCAACAUUUUGAAGACAAGGAAGUGCGUAUCUAUGCCACGUUAUGAUUAUUACUGAAGAGAAUGACAGUAUUGCAGACAAAGUCAGCCAAUCACUAUAAAGGCCAAAUCAUUUUAUUACUAGUAGUUUUACGGUUAUGUAUUUAUUGUAAAUUAUUGCGAGGAGUAUGCUGUAUUUACGAGGAAGAAAAUAUUUCUUACUAGCUUUUCAAUUGUAAAAACAGUUAAAGUUCACCAGGAGGGAGGAGGAUCGAACAACAAUUAAGUAUUUAAGUACUUACUGAUUUUAGGGACAUUAUUAUCAAGCAAGGAAAUAAGAUUAUACUAUUUACUUCAAUAGUCAAUUACAAAAAACUAGUAAUGUAAUUCUGCUGAUACUCAAGUAGAUGUAAGUGGUCAUUUUGUCUCUAUAAUUAACUCUAAUUGCUACAUAGUUAAGUGCUAGGUUGGCAAGCUCGCAGAACCCAAAUGAGCAAACCAUACCCAAUCUUUUACAUUAUUUAAUAGUAGUAAGUACGACUAGAUAGAAUAAGAAGUAUUGAAAUGGCGUGUGUCAUAUUAUUGAAUGAAGUACGACCACAAAAUUAACUCUUAAAUAUGCGGCAUUACGUGGUUUUGUUGAAUAAUAUGGAAUUAAAUGGACGGACAACCACAAUCAAAAUUUCGAUUAAUGUCAAUAUACGGUCGGUGGCGCAAUGCGGUCUCAUGUUGGGAGUGAUUAUUGUGAUUUCUGCACAGAAUCUCGAACUAAAUUUGCAACAUGUUUAAUUCCCAUUUUGAUAUUGCCAAGUCCGACGAGUUACCAUUACCACGACUAAUCCGAAACCAAUCAUAUUGUGUAGUGAUGAAGGAUGAAAUGCGAAAAUAAUUAGUUUAUAUACAGAUAAAUGCGUAUUCGUUACCAUCAGAUUAUUCUAUGUUCCCUUUAAAUGUUUACUUACUGUUAUGGGCAGACCUCAAUUCAAGCAUAAUGAAUUAACAAUAUUAAUUAACAACCCGAUGAUGAUUGUAGUAGUUUUAGCGGAGCAGUCAUGAAAACUGUUCCGACAAAUGUAAAACGUGGUGCUAAUCCACUAAAGCUUUUUUUCGAAUAUUCUCCUGUACUCCUCUUUUAAAGAAUAAUAUUAUUCACGUUCCAUUGUAGUUGUCCUGCUGCCCAGCUAUCUUUAAAUAAGAGCGAAAUGCAUAUUUCACCAUAUUUCAUGCAGUUAUGUCGUUUGGAGGAAUGAAAUCAUGCAUUAUUAUUCGAUAGUUGGUCAAUUUUAUACAAUCAUAGCAAUCCCAUAGGUAUUCAUUCAAAAUAUCUUCUUUCUGCUGCCAUACCAAAACUUUACAUUAUCCGGUUUACAUUAAAUUACACAAUCAAUUAUUACUCGAAACUUGUACAUAUAAAUAAAUACACGCGGUUGGAUACAUAAAUACGUUCUAUUAUUAUUGAAUCUAUAAUAGCUUCGGUAGUAUUAUACUUCUUGAAACCCACCCAGUUUCUAAUAAAAUUGAGAACAACAAAGUCGUGCUCUCGUCUAAAAAUAAAAAAUACCGUGUAAAUGAAUAGUUGUAGAUGAAUGAUUAUUGAGUAAUAUAAUUGUGAAUGAAGUGUGUGUAUGCGUGCGUGUUAAGCGUUUUGUCUUAAAUUUGAGAAAAAAUCGAAAGGUUGCAUGAUGAUGCCGAUGAUUUUUUUGCAGUACUAUUAAAUUAUAUUCCGGUGAACUCAGAUAUAUUAUCAAGUUUCAUGUAAUUACUCGUGUUAACUGUGUUAUUUUUUUGGUGUAUUUAAAUUUUAGCUGCGAAACUAUGUGAACUGUUAAAAAAUCUUUUGUAUCUAGUUACACUCAUACAUAUUCGUAAUUAAUUAAUGUUAUUACUCGAUGAAAUAGUUACACAUGUGGAAAGUGAAUUACCAAACUGAAACGCUGUAUGAUAACAAAAAGGUGUGAAUUAGUUGUACUUAUUUAUUGAUGACAACGUUACAGAAUAUUAUUAUUAUUAUUAAAUAUUGUUAAUUAUUAGUUGAGAGAGAGAGCAUUAGCUGUGGAGAAUUAAUUUACACGUAGGAGGACGAGGAGGAGGACUUUAAUUGUUUAAAGCGUUUUUGCUUUAGUAACAGUGAUGUUGGAAAACCAUUUACAGUAUUUACAUUUACACCAAUAAAAUUGCAUCGUUGUAUUUGUCGUAUUAUACAAUAAUGACGAGUAGUAUUUGAUCAUUGUGUGUUGUUUGGAAUAAAUAUAAUAAUAGCUAACAA